AUGCUCAGCAGUAUUCUUCGCAGACUGCAAGGUGGAAAUCUUGAGGUUUUCAAGUUCGGCCUCUAUAUCGGAUUCCCUAUAGGAUGGAUGUACUACUUUGGUACCAACCUAGAAGAGCGUUUCAGCGUCCCAGAUUUCUGGCCGACAACAGCGAACUCGCAUAAAAUCCCUGCGGAUAAGGGUGAAAUAGAUAAGGAAUUGGCACGGAUGAACGAACAGAGAGCGAGACGGUUACUAGAAAAGCAAAGAAUCCAGAAAGAAAUGGAAAAUGUUACAGCUUCUUCGAACACAGUCUCUACAGAAUGA
This is a messenger RNA of Microsporum canis CBS 113480, 306 nucleotides long. Its product is annotated as mitochondrial cytochrome c oxidase assembly factor. NCBI's taxonomy places the organism in Eukaryota, Fungi, Ascomycota, Eurotiomycetes, Onygenales, Arthrodermataceae. The coding region runs from base 1 to 306 and encodes 101 amino acids. The transcript has 2 exons. Gene Ontology annotation, cellular component: mitochondrion; mitochondrial inner membrane. Gene Ontology annotation, biological process: mitochondrial respiratory chain complex IV assembly. The record is from RefSeq and is a predicted model, not a curated record.